AUGCCUGUUAGCAGCUUCCCCACGGAUUCGUUCUGCAAAGCAGCUGAGGCUAUCUUCAGAGACGCUUCCCACCAAUCUAUUGUACCAAGACACUUUAUCAGGUCGUAUUUCGAAGCAGAGUGUGAUGCUUCCCGACUGAAGAUAUUGGAUUCCAUCAUAAAUUACUUCCAAGAUCCAGCACCUGGGAAAAGACGGGAAACCUUCAUCGUUUCACCGUUCAACGACAGCAUCAACUUCCUUGUGAGAUAUGGAGCCAAUUCUCACGAGCGGAGCUUGACGGUCCUCGGAACAUCCGACGUGAUAAGAAACGUGCCAGCAUGGCUCGUAGAACUCAUUGAUGUCAUAUUCUGUGCCAUGCGUCUUCGGAUAUUCAGCUUUAGGCCUAAGGGGUUCAGCUGGUUCUUGGAUCAACAGCGCCUUGGACACACCUUGCUGACGCAACUCGGACGAUUUGUUCACUUCGGUACCGACCCGUCAGACAAUGGCUCUCUCUCGAGGUUUCCCGCUGUAGAAGACAUUCGCAACAACGGUUUCUGGAACUUUAGGGGUAGGAUGUCCAGAAGCCAGCUCAACGGUGGUGGCCUUGGCCUUGUGGACUGCUCUGAGUCCACGGUGGAUGAUCAAUUGGCUGAUGAUGAGGGUGAGGGCUCACAGGCUCAGCCUCGUUCGCUACCUUCUAUUCGUCGAAGCAGCCGCCUCAAGCGGAGAAGGGUUGACUAUAAUGAAGUGUCGGAUAUCGACAUGGACUUGCCAGCCAAGAGCAGCAGUCAUGAAGAUGAGGGCGACCUUUACAGCGAUGGCGAGAAGGAGUCUGACCAGAGUUCCGGAGCCCAAUCCGAGACUGCUGAGUUCUCUUCACAAGAAAAUAACAUUCCAGAUGCCUGUGUGAAGGCACCUGUGAAGGCCAGAUCCACGCCCCUCGUGCCCACGUUUACCGAAGCCGACCUGAUUUUCCCAUUGACUCAGCCUGAAGAAUUGAAACUAUUGGUUCUCUUUGCCGCUUCAAUCCAGGUAGCACAACUGCAAACGCUGGUGUACUACAGCCGUGAGGAAGCCAGUUAUUGCUUGGCAACCUCUGCGAUUGACUGGGCUUCGGUCUCUAUAGUGGCGGAAGGGCUCACUCCCAAUGACCUCAAGGGUCUAUAUGCUCCUGAAGUCUGCCGGCAGUUGUUUGAGUCUGAUGAAAGCGCCGAGAUCAGGCGCAAGGCUCUGCUGGGACCAAAUUGCGAGAGGCUCAGAGGUGUGUCGUCUUUCGAAGGCGAGCAACCACGGGAAGCGGACCCUUUUGGCUUUAAUGACUCGCCGAACACGAACGGUCGUGUGUUGGGCGCUGCUCUGCGUGCGUCGAGUCCAAACGUCCUUGCGUGCGCCCGUUUGUGGGAAACAUCUAUUCUCACGUCCGCGAGUGUCGUGGUCGUUGCCAAAACUGCGUUGCAAGAAAGGUGCCUUGCACGCGAGGAAACUUUGGAGGAAACCACAAAUGCAAGGACUGCGACGCCGGAAGAUCAAGAUUGUGGCAACUUUUCGCACGACAAGAGAGGAACUUGCCAAAUUGUCAGGGCAAAUGCGGAGUCUGCUUUGCGGCAGAGAUUCCCUGCGUUCGGCCUCCGCUGUCCAGGACUUGCGAAGAGUGCAGUCGUCUCGGAAAGGGUCCCUGCAAAGACUUCACCCAUCCGAAACCACAAAAGACGUGCACGAUGUGUUGGUGCGAUUACACCCAUCAGCAGCACAAAAGCCAAUGCCGCAAGAGAUGCACAGAGAGCGUUGCCCUGGAGGUGCAAGACUGAGGAUGAAGCCGAUGUUGAGGAUAACGAGAGCAGCGAGCAUGGAGCGGAGGAUGCAGACGAGGACAGCGAGUGUUGGGAUUAA
Messenger RNA from Fusarium tjaetaba, 1869 nucleotides. RefSeq lists its product as uncharacterized. The coding region runs from base 1 to 1869 and encodes 622 amino acids. Lineage: Eukaryota; Fungi; Ascomycota; Sordariomycetes; Hypocreales; Nectriaceae. The record is from RefSeq and is a predicted model, not a curated record. The transcript has 6 exons.